AUGAGCUCCAACUCAGCAGUGGCGUUUCAAUUCCACAAGCAGGCGCAGACAAAGUUCGACAUCCCUCUGCUUGCCGGCGACAAUGCCUACCUAGGCGACCUCUUUUCCAGCGAGCAGACGUCUGCCGACAAACCUAUUUCCUCGGGCCUCUUUCGCUUGAAGGCAGGAGAACCUCUCACGUAUACGUACAAGUACGACGAGAUGAAGAUCUUCCUCGAGGGCGACUUUACCAUUACCGACGAGACUGGGCAGACCACAAAGGCUACCCAGGGUGACGUCGUCUUCUUCCCCAAGAGAGCUACCAUCACGUUUGAGACUUCCGAAUAUGGUUUGGCAUUCUAUGUUGGCCAGCGCAAGAAGAAUGACUUCUGA
Messenger RNA from Purpureocillium lilacinum, 372 nucleotides. RefSeq lists its product as uncharacterized. The record is from RefSeq and is a predicted model, not a curated record. Lineage: Eukaryota; Fungi; Ascomycota; Sordariomycetes; Hypocreales; Ophiocordycipitaceae.